AUGGCGCCCCCAAAGUCCCGCCCAUAUCGCCCCAAGAAACGCCCCCAGUACCAGCAGCAGCAGCAGCAACAACAACAGCAGCAACAGCAACAGGGGCUGCUGCCGCCGCUGCCACUACCUCGUCCUGCUCCCGCUGGCCCCCCAGCCCCCUCUGGUCCUCUGAUAAAGAAGCAGAAGCGUGAAGAAGACAUCCAGCGUAAUAAGCGCCGGAAGAUUACUCACCUUAUUAAGGCAGUAGGAGCCAACCUAGCAGAAUUACCAGAGUCAAUCCAGAGAGGGCUGGGGGUGCUAAAGCUGCGGUCCAAUUUGACACCUGCCCAGAAGCUCCGUCUCACAGAACUAGAUGGCGAGUGGGCUGCAGCGAAGCUGGAGCGGGAGGAGGCGCAUAAGAAGCGCAAGGCUGCCAGAGAGGCUGUUGAGAAGGCGCAGAAAGAGCUGGAGGAGGCGCAGAAGGCAUGGGAGGAUGCGGAGAAAGCUGUCAAGAAGGUGUCGGCCGAGCACCGGCUCUUCUUUGAAGAGCAGGGUGAUCUUGCUUGA
Messenger RNA from Aspergillus viridinutans, 537 nucleotides. RefSeq lists its product as uncharacterized. The record is from RefSeq and is a predicted model, not a curated record. NCBI's taxonomy places the organism in Eukaryota, Fungi, Ascomycota, Eurotiomycetes, Eurotiales, Aspergillaceae. Bases 1 to 537 code for a protein of 178 amino acids. The transcript is spliced from 5 exons.